Messenger RNA from Centruroides sculpturatus (bark scorpion), 1409 nucleotides. RefSeq lists its product as uncharacterized. The record is from RefSeq and is a predicted model, not a curated record. NCBI's taxonomy places the organism in Eukaryota, Metazoa, Arthropoda, Arachnida, Scorpiones, Buthidae. Bases 146 to 1315 code for a protein of 389 amino acids. The transcript has 10 exons.
UGGCGCUGUUAUCGCGUUAACAGGUGAAUGUUUUAAACAAACGUGAAGAUGUCGUCUGCUACUCAGUGUUGGUGGAAUAUUCGGAUUUCUCGUAAAAUUUAGAAUAAAUAACGAUCAAAACAAGAAAUAUAGUUUCAACAACAAGAUGGCGGCACCGUUUACAGCGUUUGUUGUCUUGUGCCAGGUUUUGAUUCGAAUGUUAUCUGCUUUAGAUAAAAGAAUUACUGUCGACUGUCAUAAUGAUCCUGAAAAUAUAAUUGUGACUAUAGAUACAGAUAUACCAUUUUUGGGUCUUGCAUAUGUUACUUCUAAGUAUAAUGAUCCUAGAUGUGUGAUACAUGGUCAUGGUAACAAUACAACUAAACUUAAGAUACCAUUUUUAGGAUGCAAUACUUCAAAAAAAGAUACAGGAUUAUUUAUGAAUAGAAUAACUAUUCAACAACAUCCAUUGAUUGUUAGUUCUGGAGAUGGAGAGUAUGAAGUAGGAUGUAAAAUGUAUUCUGGAGAUAUACAAAUUGAUAGCGGAAAUAAUAUGGAAGUCACGGCGCCGUCCGCUAAUAUAAGUGCUUCUACCGAUAGUGUUUCUCCACCUCAAGUUCUUCUAAGAGUAUAUGAUUUUGAAAAUGAUGUUUUUGUCGAAACAGUUCGAUUGGGUCAAGUAGUCGAAUUGGAAAUCACAAUUAGAGACGGCAAUUUGUACAAAGGAAGAGUCUCAGACUGUGAUGCUUUUGGUGAAAACAGAACAAUGUUUCCCGUGAUCAGAAAUUACUGUCCAGUCGAUCUGAGUAUUUCUGAUAAAGUAUACGUCGAUGAUCAAAGCAGAACAACUGGUGACUUUUAUCUUUAUAUACCAUUUCGUGUAUUUAGAUUUCUGGAUGGAGUCCGAGUUGCAUUCACUUGUAACGUUGUCAUUUGUCAAGAUGAUUGUCCCGAGGCUGAUUGCGGAGAGUUUAGUGGAAUGUCCUAUGGGAGGAAACGAAGAUCUAUCUCUCAACCACCCUUAUAUACCAUGACUGUCAGCAAUGAAGUGACUGUUGUGGACAGUACAGGAAGUAUACCUCAUCCCCCUGAAGAGGUCAAGCCUACGUCUUCGUCUCUAACGGAUACAAAAUCCAGAUUUUCCAUACCCUGGUUGAUCGGAAGUGCUGCAGUUAUAACUUCUUUCGUCAUUUCUGUGACUGUAAACAUUUAUCUAUUAAUAGCACAGAGGAGACAUUCGCGUAAUACUUCAUGCGAUUGUCACCAGAUGGACAUAGUAGAACGAGAACACAAAGAAAUCGAAUUAAUGUAUCCAUCGGUCCCUUUCAAAAGAUAAUUUUUAAAGAUAAUUAAAAUGUAUUUUAGUGGGUUUAUUAAUAAAAAAAACAACUUUUUUUUGUAUUAUUUUCUACCUAUAAUUCUGCUUUUGA